Molecule: messenger RNA, 1605 nt
Organism: Selaginella moellendorffii
Lineage: Eukaryota; Viridiplantae; Streptophyta; Lycopodiopsida; Selaginellales; Selaginellaceae
Product: tubulin beta chain
Exons: 5
Coding region: 164-1495 (443 amino acids)
Biological process (GO): microtubule cytoskeleton organization; mitotic cell cycle
Cellular component (GO): microtubule; cytoplasm
Molecular function (GO): structural constituent of cytoskeleton; GTP binding; GTPase activity
Source: RefSeq, a predicted model, not a curated record
UUCCGGCACUCCUAGGAGUGGAAUAGAAGUCCUUUAAGCCCUACUCACUGCAUUCAUUCUCUCAAUCUCGAAAGGACGCUGUCGCUCAACCUUUUAUCUUCAAGCAGGUUGUGCUCCAUUCGAUUCGUGCUCUUUGUGCUUAGAAACACGAGGGUCCACAGGCAUGAGAGAAAUCCUUCACAUCCAGGGUGGUCAGUGCGGCAAUCAGAUCGGUGCAAAGUUCUGGGAAGUUGUGUGCGACGAGCAUGGGAUCGAUCCGACCGGGAGCUACACCGGGACGUCCGAGCUUCAGCUGGAAAGAGUGAACGUUUACUACAAUGAAGCCAGUGGGGGCCGCUACGUUCCACGCGCUGUGCUCAUGGAUUUGGAGCCUGGCACCAUGGAUAGCCUGAGAUCCGGCGUCUACGGACAGAUAUUCCGGCCAGACAACUUUGUCUUUGGACAAACUGGAGCCGGAAACAACUGGGCCAAAGGUCAUUAUACAGAAGGUGCCGAGUUGAUCGAUGCUGUUCUCGACGUUGUUCGCAAGGAGGCUGAGAACUGCGACUGCCUGCAAGGAUUCCAGGUCUGUCACUCUCUUGGUGGAGGAACUGGGUCGGGCAUGGGAACGCUUCUCAUAUCCAAAAUCAGAGAGGAGUACCCGGACAGGAUGAUGCUUACAUUCUCGGUGUUCCCUUCUCCCAAGGUUUCUGACACGGUGGUGGAGCCAUAUAAUGCAACUCUCUCGGUUCAUCAGCUCGUGGAGAACGCAGACGAGUGCAUGGUGCUAGACAACGAGGCUCUCUACGACAUAUGCUUUAGAACACUCAAGCUCGUCACUCCUACAUUUGGAGAUCUAAACCAUCUCAUCUCCGCAACCAUGAGCGGGAUCACUUGCUGCCUUCGUUUCCCCGGGCAACUCAACUCGGACCUCCGGAAGCUGGCCGUCAACUUGAUCCCGUUCCCUCGCCUCCACUUCUUCAUGGUGGGAUUCGCGCCGCUCACCUCCAGAGGCUCGCAGCAGUACCGCUCGCUCACGGUCCCAGAGCUGACGCAGCAGAUGUGGGACGCCAAGAACAUGAUGUGCGCCGCGGACCCGAGACACGGGCGAUACCUCACCGCGUCAGCGAUGUUCCGCGGCAAGAUGAGCACCAAGGAGGUGGACGAGCAGCUCAUCAACGUCCAGAACAAGAACUCGUCCUACUUCGUCGAGUGGAUCCCAAACAACGUCAAGUCGAGCGUGUGCGACAUCGCUCCGAAGGGGCUCAAGAUGUCGUCCACCUUCGUGGGGAACUCGACGUCGAUCCAAGAGAUGUUUAAGCGGGUGAGCGAGCAGUUCACGGCCAUGUUCCGGCGGAAGGCGUUUCUUCACUGGUAUACGGGCGAGGGGAUGGACGAGAUGGAGUUUACCGAGGCCGAGAGCAACAUGAACGAUCUGGUGUCCGAGUACCAGCAGUACCAGGACGCGGCCGUGGAGGCGGACUACGAGGACGAUGAUGAAGAACAGGCAGCGUGAAAAAAACUUAAGUUUGCGAGAUAUGUUUGCGUGUGUGUGUGUGUGUGUGUGUGUGUUGUGAAGUAACAUUUUCUCCUCUAUAUGAUAUACCUACUUGACUUUAGGUGCCA